AAACGUCAGUUGAUAAAAAAUGUCCGCUUGAGGCGGUCGAUUACAAAUCGUCGUGAAACAAAAAUAAUUUACGAUUUUUAUUUAUUUUGUUAAGUUUUAGUGUUUAAUCGUGUGUUUUACUAUUUAAAUCGUAUUAUUAUAAUUAUUAGUGUACCGUUGGCUACAGUGCAUUGUGUUUUUCCCGAUCGGGUAGUUUUAAACAGGUGAUGCCGACACCCCGAAUGGAUCGAUAUUGGUGAGGGUGGUCCUGGCGUGUGCGAGGGGGCGCGAUGGAGAAGUCGGCGCGGCCGCGGACGGCGCUCAACGAGUGUGUGAAGGUGGUGGUGCGCUGCCGCCCGCUCAGCGAGAACGAGACCCUCGAGGGGUACGAUGAGGCGCCCCGGGAGCGCGGCCGGCCCUGGUACGAGCGGCUGUCCAGCCCCGCCGCCGCUGAUAAGAGACAGUUGAAGGACACCACGCAGGUGGUGCAGGUGUGCCCGGAGCGCGGCGCCGUGCGGGUGCUCAACUCGAAGGGGCAGGACAAGGUGUUCACGUACGACGCGGCCUACGACGCCAGCGCCGACAACCAGACCAUCUACGAUGAGAUGGUCCGUCCGCUGGUGGCGUCCGUCCUGGACGGGUUCAACGGCUGCGUGUUCGCGUACGGGCAGACGGGCACGGGCAAGACGCACACCAUGCAGGGCUCCCCGACCGACGAGGGCGUCAUCCCGCGCGCCUUCCGACACAUCUGGGCGCACAUCGAGAACGCCGCGUCGCCCGACGUCACGCACCUGGUGUCCUGCUCCUAUGUGGAGCUGCAUCUGGAAGACGUCAGGGAUCUGCUGGCCAAAGACGGGAAGAAGUUGACGAUACGGGGACAGCAGGAGCUAAACGGGUUCUACAUCCCGGAGAUGACGUCCGUGGUCUGCAAGUCUGCGGCGGAGAUGGUGCGCGUGAUGACGGCGGGGGCGCGGCGCCGCGCGGCCGCCUGCACCGACAUGAACGAGCACUCGUCGCGCUCGCACGCCGUGUUCCUCGUCACCGUCGAGGCGGCGCACAAGCACACGCACGUCAUACGCGUGGGCAAGUUAAACCUGGUGGACCUGGCAGGCAGCGAACGGCAGCGCAAGACCAACGCCUCGGCCGACCGGCUGCGCGAGGCCAGCCGCAUCAACCAGGCGCUCAGCUCGCUCGGGAACGUCAUCUCCGCGCUCGCAGAGAACAGCCCGCAUGUGCCCUACAGAGACUCGAAGCUGACGCGCAUCCUGCAGGAUUCUCUCGGGGGCAACAGCAAGACCAUCAUGAUCGCGAACAUCGGGCCGGCGCAGUACAACUACGACGAGACCGUCACCACGCUGCGGUACGCACACCGCGCCAAGGCGAUCAAGAACAAGCCGGUGCGCAACGAGGACCCGGCGGACGCGAAGCUGCGCGAGUACCAAGCGGAGAUCGAGCGCCUGCGGGCCAUGCUGGCAGAGCGGAGAGGAGCGGAGCGGCGCGGGGCGGAGCGGAAGCCGAGGAGGGCCACCAAGAAGACACAGCCGGAGCCCGAGAGCGAAGAGCCGGAUGACCAGGAGAGCAUAGAGAGCGAGAACCAGCUGGCGGAGUCGCUCGUGGAGCAGGAGAAGCGGCAGGCCGAGGAGCUGGAGCAGCAGAUCCGGGCCCUGGAGGCGCGCCUCGUGCAGGGCGGCGGCGGGAAGGAGCUCCUAAACAACUUGAACGAGUCCCAGCUGAUCCUCGAACAGCGACACAGCGAGAUCGCUGAGAGGAAGAAGAGAGAAGUGGAGAUGCAGCAGAAGAUAGACCUCGAGGAGGAGACCACGGCCAGUGUCACCAGCACCUUCACCAGCCUGCAGCAGGAGGUGGACCACAAGACACAGAGGCUGAAGCGCUGCCUGUCGAAGUACCUGUCCCUGCGCGAGGAGAUGGUGGAGCAGCGCGAGGCGCACGACGCGGAGCGCCGCGAGCAGGAGGCGGCUCAGGCGGCGCUGGUGGGCGCGCUGCGGCGGCGGCUGCUGCUGGCGGACAGCUUCGUGCCGCGCGCCGGGCGCCAGCACGUGCUGCGCCACGCCUGGAACCACGACACGGACACGUGGGAGCGCCAGGAGCACAGCGGCGUAGAGCCCCUCACAUCCCGCCCGGUGGCGGCGGCGGGGCGGCGGCGGCCGCUGUGCGAGGCGGCGCUGGCGGAGCGCCUGCCGCGGCAGCGCUGCGAGGACCUGCUGGACCUGCGUCCCAUCCCCCUGCCGUCCACCACCAGGGUGUACGUGCCGCCGCCGCCGCCCGUCGUACAUGUGAAGCAGAUGCCCGAGCCGAAGCUGAAGAAGGAGCCGGACAUCGAGGUGCGCAAGUCGGGGGUGCGGCGCCCCGCCCCGCGCCCCGCGCGCCCCUCCACCGCGCACCACCGCCUAGGCACGGCGGGCGGGCGGUAGGGCUGGCCCGCCCCCGCCCCCGCCCCGCCGCCCGCCCCGCGCUCGCCCCGCCGCGACCGCCAGCACACGCUGUGUACCAGGGAGCACAGUCACUGACUACCAACCAACAUGAUGCAAUACAUGGUUUAGUUCGUUCAAAUCAGUUAUUAGAGGUUAUAUAGGCUAAAUAUUUGACUGUACGGCAACGGAAGAGAAAAUAUAGUGUCUUUUAGGCGUAAUAUGUGUGCUUAUGCGCGAAUCGCAGUAAAAAGUACUCAGUCAGAUUCUGCGUUUAAAAUACGAAGGUAUAUCUUUCUCUCGCAGUCUGGUUAAAAUAAUGCCGUGCAAUAGACCCACUUGAAUGAACUAAAACCUAAGUACAGCUCUCAACAUAUAGGUACAACGAGUAAAUAAACAGAGUAUAAUAUAGUCGCAGAUGAAUUCAUAUAUUGUUAUACCGUUUCCUAUUAUAUUUUUCUGUGGAGUGGUUGGUCGUGCUGGAGUGCGGGGGUGCGGGCGGGGGCGGGGGUGAGACGAGGGGGUGCGGGGGGUGAGACGCGGGGAGAGCGGGCAAGGGGGGGGCAGUGGCAGGGAGAGAACUAUACGUCCUAUUGUACUUGCCAAUUUGAUACUUCGUUUAACUAAGAUCUUGAAGAUACAAAUGGCAAAAUUUGUGAAAUAUCGUAACAUUUUGCUAUGGCUGUUUGAUUAAUACUAUUUUAAAUGAAAUUGUCGUCUUUGAUUCGAUAUAAAUGAUGUGAUGUACAUAUUUGUAUCUUCAAUAUCUUAUGUAGAAGCUCAGUGAGUAAAAACCUGUGCUGGUUUUAGUGAGAUCAAAGUGUAAGUUCUGUAAAAAUGAAUUCGAAAAUUGUAAACCUCGCCAAUUUUAUGUAUAUUUUACAAUUGGUCAACGUUGGAAAGAGGACUAUCGAUUUGCAAGCUCCGACAGUGAGUGGUGGUAAUAUUGAACUAAUAUUAGUCGUACCUACUUGUUUGUAUCGCGAUAUUUUUAUACAAUAAUGAAACUGAAUGUACGCAAUAUCUGCAAACGCUUCGCCAUGUCGCUUGUCAUGACAUCUCCACGCAAAGCUGUUACUUAUGAAAUUAGAUAGAAAUUUCAAAUCACUUAUUGUAAAACUAUCUUUUUAUCUUAGCUUUACAAUUCCAAAGUAAUAUUUUUACAAAUAUUGCAAAGAUAUCGUAUUGUGUAUAUAGUUAAUGAAUACUUGGUAGGCGCUGCCUCGUAGUGGUUUCAUGAAAUAGCGCGAUAAUUGAUCUCAGUAGUGCGUCGCCGCACUGUUGCUUGUAUAAUUAAAUUAUGUACCUUUAUUAUUUAUUAUGUUCUGUCCAAAAAUAUAUAUUAUUUAGUAGCAUACACAGCGGUAGUAUCACCGUGAAGCUUGAGGUAUAUAAAAUAAUCAAAAUCAAAUAUCGCAACUAUUUUGAUAAAUUUGUUUAGAUCCCCAAAGUCAUCAUGUAGACUUAAUUCACAAUGUAGCGAUUUGUUUUAUUUUAAUUACAAUUUUAUUUGUCGUUAUGCUUUUGUACAAGUUUAUUUGUUGCUGAGCGCGAUGUGCACGUGAUAUUAGGGAAAUUGUUGUUUGUACCGCGUAUUUACUAAUAUUCAUAUUUUCAUAUUUGUGUUGAAAUUUGUUUAUAUUUACUUUAUUUUGUUCUGGCAACAUCUUUGUUGAAGAUGUGUGGCUCUCUCUUGUGUUGUGAAUUUAAUUUUAUUGUUUAGAUUCAAAGUUACCAAAGACGGAACUCCAACAUUCCAGUAGUUGCAGCAGUCUAGUGUCCAGUAGACACGAGGAGUGUAGUAGACACGCCGAGUCUACGAGUAGACAAACCGAGUUCCUUUGUAAAAAUCUAUAUUUUUUUGUUAUUUAUUCUAGACACGGUUUCUAGUCAAUGGUUUUAUUAUGAACAAAUAUGUAAAUAAUAUUAAUUACUGGGUUUAAUAUAGUCGUAGUUAAUAUGAUAUAGGCAGGAGGCUAACCGCACAACCCUACAUACAGAAACUAGUGAAUUAUAGUAUUAAAAGUUAUUAUUAUUUUGAAAUAAAUAGUAUCUAGAUGUUUUAAUUUUAACAAAUCAUGGUUUUACUUGAAUGAUUGUGGUGGCCUUACCUUCUUAGUGUGUAACUUAUUAAAUAGCCAGAUAAUUAUGAAAUAUAAUGUAAAGCUAUUGGCAAGAGUUACAGGGGGGAGGCAGGCGCGUGAUACAGGAUGUUCGUAACCCGCUAGUCAGCUGCCGCGUACCUACACGCUUAUACUCACUAAUAAAAUACUUUUUAGAAA
Messenger RNA from Plutella xylostella (diamondback moth), 4690 nucleotides. RefSeq names its product kinesin-like protein Klp68D. Gene Ontology annotation, molecular function: microtubule motor activity; ATP binding; microtubule binding. NCBI's taxonomy places the organism in Eukaryota, Metazoa, Arthropoda, Insecta, Lepidoptera, Plutellidae. Gene Ontology annotation, cellular component: microtubule associated complex. Gene Ontology annotation, biological process: spindle elongation; mitotic spindle organization; microtubule-based movement. The record is from RefSeq and is a predicted model, not a curated record.